Messenger RNA from Camellia sinensis, 1744 nucleotides. RefSeq names its product Cytochrome P450 superfamily protein (gene TT7). Gene Ontology annotation, molecular function: iron ion binding; monooxygenase activity; oxidoreductase activity, acting on paired donors, with incorporation or reduction of molecular oxygen. The record is from RefSeq and is a predicted model, not a curated record. Lineage: Eukaryota; Viridiplantae; Streptophyta; Magnoliopsida; Ericales; Theaceae.
AUGACUUCCUUAGCUUUUGUUCUCUACUCUCUGCUCAUUGCUGUCUUUCUAUACUGCUUGCUUAACCUACGCACCCUCCUCUUUAACCGUCACCCGAGACCACUUCCACCGGGACCGACACCAUGGCCGGUGAUCGGAAACCUGCCCCACCUAGGCACCAUGCCUCACCACUCGAUCGCCACCAUGGCUCGAACGUACGGGCCGCUCAUGCACCUCCGGCUGGGGCUGGUGGACGUGGUGGUGGCGGCGUCGGCAUCGGUGGCAGCGCAGUUUUUGAAGACACAUGAUGCGAAUUUUUCUAGCCGGCCACCCAACUCCGGUGCCAAACAUAUUGCCUAUAAUUAUCAGGACCUUGUUUUUGCACCGUACGGUCCGCGGUGGCGCAUGCUUCGGAAAAUCUGCUCCGUCCAUCUCUUCUCCACCAAGGCCUUGGAUGAUUUUCGACACGUCCGACAGGAGGAGAUAGCGAUAUUGACGCGCGCGUUGGAGAGUGCGGGACAAGCGGCAGCAGUGAACCUAGGGCAACUACUGAACGUGUGCACGACAAACGCGCUAGGGCGGGUGAUGUUGGGUCACAGGGUGUUCGGUGACGGUAGCGGUAGCGGCGAUCCAAAGGCCGAUGAAUUCAAGGAGAUGGUAGUGGAGCUGAUGGUCCUCGCCGGAGUAUUUAACAUCGGCGAUUUUGUCCCGGCUCUUGAGUGGCUGGAUCUCCAAGGUGUUGCUUCCAAAAUGAAAAAACUUCACGCUAGGUUUGACUCAUUUCUUAAUAAGAUCCUUGAAGAGCACAAGGUUAAUUAUUCUAGUAGUGGAGCCCAAAAACAUACAGACUUGUUGAGUACAUUGAUUUCUCUCAAGGAUGAUGCUGAUGGUGAGGGAGGGAAGCUCACUGACAUCGAAAUCAAAGCCUUGCUUUUGGACUUGUUCACAGCAGGAACUGACACAUCAUCUAGCACAGUUGAGUGGGCCAUAGCAGAACUCAUUCGCCACCCCAAAAUUCUAGCCCAAGCUAAACAGGAGCUGGACUCGAUAGUCGGCCCAGAUCGACGAGUAACUGAAUCAGACCUAGCCCAGUUAACCUUUCUCCAAGCCAUCAUCAAGGAAACCUUUCGACUUCACCCAUCAACCCCACUCUCUCUCCCUCGAAUGGCAUCUGAUAGUUGUGAAAUCAAUGGCUACUUCAUUCCAAAGGGCUCAACUCUUCUUGUCAAUGUAUGGGCCAUAGCCCGUGAUCCAGAUGCGUGGGCUGAGCCAUUAGAGUUUCGACCAGAACGAUUCCUACCUGGUGGCGAAAAGCCCAAUGCUGAUGUUAGGGGAAAUGAUUUUGAGGUCAUACCAUUUGGUGCAGGCCGUCGGAUAUGUGCCGGGAUGAGCUUAGGGUUGCGUAUGGUCCAGUUAUUAACUGCGACCUUGGUCCAUGCCUUCGACUGGGACUUGGCCGAUGGACAAUCGGCCGAGAAGCUCAACAUGGAUGAAGCCUAUGGGCUAACCUUGCAACGGGCCGCACCACUUAUGGUGCACCCACGGCCUCGGCUUGCACCCCAUGUGUAUCGGGCCUAAAAAUGUUAUCAAGUUAAUAAUGGUUCAUGGCCCAUGGGCUUUUAAGUUGUUUGUUCCACUAUGUUUGCUUAUCAAUUCAAUCUAGUUUGCGGUUCUUGCUUUAUGUGUGUAGUUCUUGCUUUAUAUGAACUCUAGACAUAAUAGAGUUUAAGAAAAUCAAAAUAAAGAGCGAUCCUGAAUUCUUUAU